This is a messenger RNA of Naumovozyma dairenensis CBS 421, 741 nucleotides long. It is a transcript of the gene OSW1, whose product is annotated as Osw1p. Bases 1 to 741 code for a protein of 246 amino acids. The transcript has a single exon. The record is from RefSeq and is a predicted model, not a curated record. Lineage: Eukaryota; Fungi; Ascomycota; Saccharomycetes; Saccharomycetales; Saccharomycetaceae.
AUGAGGGCACCACCACCUCCAAGGAGGUCAAAAUGGUCAUUUAUAAUUAAUAUAAAAUUAAAACUAAAAAGAUUUUAUACAUGUCACAAAUUGAGGAAACGUUGGGAUAUUCAUCAAAUCAAAAGGACACAGUACAGGAAAUUCAUGAACGAUUCUCCAAUCUCAGCAGUAAGAGUGGAAGAUAUGCUUAAUUUACCAAGUGGACUAAUUCCACGUUCUAUAAGGAAGAAACCAUUAGUUAUUGCAAGUUUCCCAAGAGGUUGUAAGAAUCCUCCUCGAAUUAAUGUAUUACAAAGAAAUGAAAAAUCAAGAAUAUUCCUAAGUAGACGUAAAUAUAAGUUGAAAAAUUUGGAUACACACAUGAACGAUAAAAUGUUUGAAAGUUUAAGGGGAAACAAUGAACCAUACUCUUGUGCCCAAACUGUUAGAUCAAUUAAAAAAAUGACGAGGAGUCAUGCUGAUGUAAAAACAAUUUUUCAUCAUAAAAAUAUCAUUAAAUGUACAAGUUUAUUCACUGAUGAUUUACAGACCCCCCAGAUUAUGAAAUUUGAUAAUGAAAGGUCGAUCAGACUUACUGAAUAUGGACUAUUAACAAGAAAAAAGAAUAUAUUAUUGAACGAUACAUCCGAAGGCCAAAAUGAUAAUAAACGAUUAAAGAAAAAACAAUUAAGAAUAACAUUUUUCAAGGACAAUCCAAAUUUGAUCUCCUUUUCAAGUUUUAAAAAACUAGAUCAUGCUUGA